UGGGAUUUUGAUCUCACUUUUCUUUUCAUUUUGAAAACUAGAGGGUUAAAAUGGUAGUUUACCUUUAUUUAAUUUCCUUUUUUUGAAAAUCCAUUAAAUAAGCUUAGAAAGUCCAGAGAGGACUCACCCACAGAAUCUAUAAAAAGCAAGGGGGUUUCAUUGCAAAAAAAUGGAGAAAGAGCAAAGAAGAUGGAAGAUUGUAGGGAGCCAUUGUUGGAGCUUAGUGGUUUUGAAGGAAAUAAGAAGAGAUGGUGGAAGAAAGUGUUGGAUAUGGAAGAAUCAAAGCUUCAACUUUUAUUUUCCCUUCCAUUGAUUCUUACAAAUGUAUUCUAUUAUAUGAUAACUUUGGUUUCUGUUAUGUUUGCUGGUCAUCUUGGUGAACUUGAGCUUGCGGCUGCUACUCUUGCUAAUACUUUGGCUAGUGUUACUGGCUUUGCUUUAAUGACCGGACUGAGUGGAGCGCUUGAAACGCUUUGCGGCCAGGCAUUUGGUAGGAAGUUUUACGGGAAGAUGGGGUUGUAUCUUCAAGGCUCUUGCAUCUCAUCAUUCUUUUGUUCCAUCAUUCUAUCAGUUUUAUGGAUUUACACAGAACAGAUUCUAGUGUUGCUCCAUCAAGAACCAGAGAUUUCAAGGAUAUCUGCAAUGUAUAUGAAGUUUCUCAUCCCAGGAUUAUUUGCAUAUGGUUUACUCCAAAACAUCAUGAGAUUUCUCCAAACACAGUCUGUUGUCAUGCCGUUGGUUUUCUUCUCUGCUGUCCCAAUGUUCAUCCACAUACCUAUUGCAUACGCUCUUGUUCACUGUACACGUCUUGGUUUCAGUGGAGCUCCAUUAGCUGCUUCAAUCUCAUUAUGGGUGGCAUGCCUGAUUUUGGCUAUAUAUGUACUUAAAGCAAAAAAGUUUGAGAAAUCUUGGAAUGGCUUCUCAUUAGAAGCUUUUAGCUAUAGUCUUUCAAGCUUAAAGCUAGCUAUUCCAUCAGCAGCAAUGUUGUGUUUGGAGUAUUGGGCGGUCGAGGUUAUGGUUUUCUUAGCCGGGCUGAUGCCAAACCCGGAAACAAGUACUUCACUGAUAGCAAUGUGUGACAAUACACAAACCAUUGCCUACAUGAUCACUUGUGGACUCAGCGCUGCAGUAAGCACAAGGGUUUCAAAUGAAUUGGGAGCAGGCAAUUUUGACAAAGCCAAAACUGCCAUGUUUGCAACUCUCAAGCUUUCUGUUCUCCUUCCUCUGCUGGUCGUUUUAGCACUUGCAUUUGGUCAUAACACCUGGUCUAACUUCUUCAUCAACAGCAAUACAAUAAGGGAUGAGUUUUCUUCCAUGGUGCCGUUUCUCGCUAUCUCGAUAACGCUCGACUCAGUGCAAGGCGCCAUAUCAGGGGUAGCUAGAGGCUAUGGGUGGCAGCACUUGGCCGUAUACAUAAACUUGUCCAUGUUCUACUUUAUCGGUGUAACGAUAUCGAUCCUUCUUGGGUUUAAGCUUAGAUUAUAUGCUAAGGGUUUAUGGAUCGGGUACAUCUGCGGUCUCUCGUCGCAAACGGGUUGUCUUCUUUUAGUCGCAUUGUCUGCAAAAUGGAUUAAAAUGGAUCAAUCUAUUAUGAAGUAAAAGAUAUUUAUCUUCUAGUUUAAUAGAAGUUUUUAGGAAUGAGUGUAAACAGAAAUGCUCGAAAAGGAACCUUCAAAUCAUGUUUGAUAAUAAUUAGGCGUUGGUUCUCUAUUUUUGAAAA
Cucumis melo (muskmelon) is the source of this 1720-nucleotide messenger RNA. Its product is annotated as protein DETOXIFICATION 18-like. NCBI's taxonomy places the organism in Eukaryota, Viridiplantae, Streptophyta, Magnoliopsida, Cucurbitales, Cucurbitaceae. The transcript has 7 exons. The coding region runs from base 190 to 1599 and encodes 469 amino acids. Gene Ontology annotation, biological process: xenobiotic detoxification by transmembrane export across the plasma membrane. Gene Ontology annotation, cellular component: membrane. Gene Ontology annotation, molecular function: xenobiotic transmembrane transporter activity; antiporter activity. The record is from RefSeq and is a predicted model, not a curated record.